Papaver somniferum (opium poppy) is the source of this 1861-nucleotide messenger RNA. RefSeq names its product protein FLX-like 2. The transcript has 5 exons. Lineage: Eukaryota; Viridiplantae; Streptophyta; Magnoliopsida; Ranunculales; Papaveraceae. The record is from RefSeq and is a predicted model, not a curated record. Bases 276 to 1547 code for a protein of 423 amino acids.
AAAAAUACUUACCUGCUUGGGUCACUUGGCAUUCAGACCCCAUUUUCCAAAAGUGGUUUAUCAUUCGCGGUUUUGGUGUUGUAAGCUCGUGUUUCGUACCAGUUGUUGUAGGGGCGGAGAUCGUAAAAAACAUCCAAUACUCCAACGCUAACAAUCUAUUUUCAGUUUUUGAGUUUCAUUGUUCAAUUUUAACGACUUUAAUCUAUAAUCUCUAAAGCAUAUGCGAAGAAAUACAUCUAAAAUCAUCUCUUGAAAGCCCUAGUGAAUAACUUGUCAUGGGAAGCAAAGGCCGCAUACCACCUCCUCAUCUAAGGCGCCCUCAUCCAGGUCCUGGCAUGAUGCAUCCUGAUCAAUUCGGUCCUGGAAUGAUGCAUCCCGAUCAUUUUGGUCCUGGCAUUCACCCUCCACCAGGUGGCUUCCCUCUUUUUGAUAUGAUGCCUCCUCCAGAAAUUAUGGAGCAAAAGCUUGCCACACAACAUGGCGAGAUGCAAAGACUUGCUAAUGAGAACCAGCGACUUGCGGCGACUCACGUGUCUUUGAGACAAGAGCUCGCAGCUGCACAACAAGAGUUGCAGAGAUUGCAGAGUCAAAUAGGUGCAGUAAAAAAUGAGAAGGAGCAUCGUAUGAGGGACCUUUUGGACAAGAUAGCUAGGAUGGAAGUCGAUCUACAAGCCGCAGAACCUGUUAAAGUGGAGCUUCAGAAGGCUCGAGCUGAUGCUCAGAACUUAAUAGCAUCCAGGCAAGAGUUGAUCUCUAAGGUUCAACAACUAACUCAGGAUCUCCAGAGGACCCAUCAGGACGUACAGCAGAUUCCAGCUUUGAUGUCAGAACUUGAUGGCAUCAGACAGGAAUAUCAGCAUUGUAGGGCUACUUAUGACUAUGAAAAGAAGCUAUACAACGACCACCUUGAGUCACUUCAAGUGAUGGAAAAGAACUAUGUUUCCAUGGCAAGGGAGGUUGAGAAACUUAGAGCAGAGUUGGCUAAUAAUGUUAAUCUUGAGAGAGUAGCUGGUCCACCACAUACUGGUGCUGCUUCCGGAUAUAAGGAGAAUGAUACGGCUGGACAAAAUGCCUAUGAAGAUGGUUAUAGUAUUGCUCAGGGACGUAUUCCCCCUACAGGUGCUGGUGUUCCUUACAGUGGAGGUGCAGUGGCAGCGUCUCCUUACAGUGGAGGUGCAUCAGCAGCUGCUUCUCCUUAUGGGGGAGGUGCAGUCACAGCUGGACGGACUGGAUAUGAUGCACCACAGGGAGUGCAAGGUUAUGAUCCGUCUAGAGUAGCUGGAUAUGACCCAUGCAAUGUAGGAAUAGGCGGUUAUGUUCCACAACCCAGAGCCCCUUCUUCCUAUGAUUCAUCCUCAGCUAGAGGUUCUGCUGUACGACCACCAUUACCUCAAGAGCAGCAGGUGGUAGCACAGGGAAGCAGUGUAGUAUCACCUUACGGAUUGGCUACUCCACCUACUCGUGCUGUUGGAGGAGGCGGGUAUGAGCCGCAGAUUCAGAUGCAGCAGCAACAGCCUCCUAGAGGUGGAAACCAAUCUCGAAGGUGAGAGUCAAGCUGUUAGCGCUACUGUCCUGCCAUGUUGGAUUGAGAGUUAUAUCUUAUCAUGCUGAAAUCUCACUCAUUCUCUCUCAAUGCUGCUAGUUUGUAUUUCUUGACGCAAUAUUUGUUACCGGGUGAUGUAGCCGUGUAGGCUGCAGAGAAUGAAACCAAAGUGAUACAUGAUUCUUGUAAGUUACAGAAGUUGAACUGAGAUGUAGAAUCCGGAUCCUGAUAUGUGCUGGUGUAAGUGUUGCAUUAUACCUUCAGAAAGAAACAAGAACAACUGGGAAUGAGAACAGACAAAUGGGUCUUUGAAUUUGC